AAUUAAAAAGUACAGCUCCUAGGCAAUCACGACUGGAUACCCAUUGUUCAUAUUAAUGAGCCAUUCAAAAGAUUUGUUUCGUUCGUGAACAUCACAUCUCUAUCAGCAGUGUCAGUGAUCAGCAGCUGGGGCAGAGCGACUGUCAGAGACACACCAGAUCUCACCUGCAACAGACAUGGAAGACAAAGUCUCUGCCCUCGUUGUUGACAUUGGAUCUGGCAUGUGCAAGGCUGGCUUUGCUGGGGAUGAUGCUCCCCAGGCUGUCUUCCCCUCCAUCGUGGGCCGUCCCAGACACCAGGGUGUGAUGGUGGGAUUGAGGGAUAGCUACGUUGGAGAUGAGGCUCAGAGCAAUAGGUCCCUCCUGACCCUGAAGUACCCCAUCGAGCACGGCAUCGUCACCAACUGGGCUGACAUGCAGAAGAUCUGGCAUCACACCUUCGACAAUGAGCUGAGAGUCGCACCUGAAGAGCAUCCAGUCCUGCUGACUGAGGCUCCCCUCAACCCCAAAGCCAACAGGGAGAAGAUGGCACAGGUCAUGUUUGAAACCUUCAAGUCUCCUGCCAUGUAUGUGGCCAUCCCAGCCGUGCUGUCCCUGUAUGCUUCUGGUCGUACCUCAGGAAUAGUGAUGGACUCUGGUGACGGUGUCAGCCAGACUGUGCCCAUCUAUGAGGGCUAUGCUCUGCCUCAUGCCAUCCUCCGUCUGGAUCUGGCUGGCAGAGAUUUGACUGAUUACCUGAUGAAGAUCCUGACGGAGAGGGGCUACAGGCUCACCACCACAGCUACGUGUGAAAUCAAGGAGAAGCUCUGCUAUGUGGCGCUGGACUUUGAGCAGGAGAUGCAGACCGCUGCCUCCUCUUCCUCCCUGGAGAAGAGCUACGAGCUUCCUGAUGGGCAGGUCAUCACAGUCGGCAACGAGAGGUUCCGCUGUCCUGAGGCGCUCUUCCAGCCCUCAUUCCUCGGGAUGGAGUCUUCUGGCAUUCAUGAGAUGACCUACAACAGCAUCAUGAAAUGUGACAUAGACAUCCAUGAGAACUUGUAUGCCAAUACGAUGCUGUCCGGAGGCAGCAGCAUGUACCCUGGAAUUGCUGACCGCAUGCAAAAGGAGAUCACUGCUCUGGCUCCACCCACUAUGAAGAUUGAGAUCUUUACUCCUCCAGAGAGGAAGUACUCUGUCUGGAUCGGUGGCGCCAUCUUGGCUUCCCUGACCACCUUCCAGCAGAUGUGGAUCAGCAAGCAGGAGUACGAUGAGUCCGGUCCCAGCAUCGUCCACCGCACAUGUUUCUAAAAGACCUGCCCUGGCAGUGAUUAGGCUUCAGUUGAUCUCUUCCAGACUUCUGCUUCAUCUUGAACAGAAUUAAAGAUGUCCAACAAGAUGAACUUUACUCAACAGCCUGAAUUGAAGAUCCAACAGUCUGGUUUGAGAGGAGCUGAAAAUUUCAGGGUUUGCCUCCAUCUUCUAUGUUCUGUACAGGAACACUCUCUGUCAUCUCAAAACUGGUUGCAGUUGUGGAAAAUAAAUAGUUCUUGGUUAAA
This is a messenger RNA of Oryzias latipes (Japanese medaka), 1533 nucleotides long. RefSeq names its product actin, cytoplasmic 3. The record is from RefSeq and is a predicted model, not a curated record. NCBI's taxonomy places the organism in Eukaryota, Metazoa, Chordata, Actinopteri, Beloniformes, Adrianichthyidae.